This is a messenger RNA of Chenopodium quinoa (quinoa), 1998 nucleotides long. Its product is annotated as short-chain dehydrogenase/reductase 2b-like. NCBI's taxonomy places the organism in Eukaryota, Viridiplantae, Streptophyta, Magnoliopsida, Caryophyllales, Amaranthaceae. Gene Ontology annotation, cellular component: membrane. The transcript has 4 exons. The coding region runs from base 227 to 1108 and encodes 293 amino acids. The record is from RefSeq and is a predicted model, not a curated record.
GCUGGCCCUGGUCUGGUACAAUCAACAAUAAUCUUAAAUUGCUAGUGUAUGCAGUAUGCACCCUAUCUUAUUAUAUACUUUCUUUCUCUGCUUAUAUAUUGUUCUAUAAAUGCUAAUCUAGCUUCUUAUUGUUCAUUGCUUUUCCACAUUUCUUCAUAGUUUCUUAGACCAAUACUUUCUUAACUAACCCCAUCAUCAUAUCUAAUUAUCUUCCUUAAUUACAACUAUGGAGCUUAGACAAGAUCCCUCUUCUUCCACCAGAUGGUGGGGAAAAGAGACAAGAGCAAUAGUAACAGGAGGAAACAGAGGGAUUGGAUUAGCAAUUGGAAAGAGAUUAGCAGAAUUAGGAGUGACAGUAAUAUUAACAGCAAGAGAUGCAAAAAAAGGCAAAGAAGCUUUGGAAUUGCUAAGGAAUGAAGGACUUGGUGAUUAUAUUCAUUUCUCUGUCCUUGAUGUCUCUGAUCCUCAUUCUGUUUCUGCUUUUGCUACUUGGUUCAAGCUUAACUUCGGCGUUCUUGACAUUCUUGUGAACAAUGCUGCGGUAUCAUUUAAUGGGCUAUAUGAAAACUCAGUAAAGCAUGCGGAAAUAGUGAUCAAGACAAACUUUUAUGGUCCAAAGUUGUUGAUAGAGGCUUUAUUGCCUUUCUUUCGACGCUCAUCAACUCAUAAAAGCCGCAUUCUCAACUUCAGUUCAAGGCUUGGCCUAAUUCAUAAUGUUAAAAACAAGAACAUAAGAGCAAUACUCGAAGACGAGGAAAAUCUAAGCGAGGAGAAAAUCGAAGGAGUAAUAAAAUUGUUUUUAGAGCAAGUAAAAGAAGGGAGAUGGGAAAACGAAGGAUGGCCGAAAGAAUGGACUGAUUAUGCAGUGUCGAAGCUAGCAUUAAACGCGUACUCAAAGAUUUUAGCAAGAAGAUUAAGAGAUUCAAAUAUUAGUGUAAAUUGUUUUUGCCCUGGUUUUACUCGAACUGGUAUGACUGGUGGUAAAGGCAGUCGUACUGCUGAUAUUGCUGCUAAUAUUGGAGCUCAACUUGCUCUUCUUCCUCCUCAAUCUCUUCAAACUGGCAAAUUUAGUAUGGGCCAAAGUUUCUUCUUACAUUCAAGGUUUUGAAACAGAUUUAAUUUGUUAUGACAAUGUCCAAUUGUUUAAUGUUACGAUUGUUAAUUAGCAAGUGUGCGCAACCUUAUUCCUUGUUAUAUUUAUUUCGAGCUAGAUGUAGAUUUUUUUUAUAAAUAAUGUGUUAUGUGUAAUGUUGUAUAUUCUUUUAAUGUAUGUUCUUUUUUGUUUUGAUUGACUAUUAUUUAGAAUGAGCAUUAUUCACUUGCAGCUUGCUCUCAGUUGAAAACAUAAUUUGAAUUGACAAUAAUCGCAACAAUAUAAAUUUUAUACCAUCUAUAUAUUAACUUUGAUUAAAUCACAAUAGUUUUGACUUUUGCAUUACUUUAUUUUUUUUAAAAAAAUGCACUACCUAUAUUUGACUAAAUUUAGAAGUGUUUCUUCUAAAUAAAAACAAAUGAAGUAUCUCAUGAAAUAGUAAUCUUCCCAUCAUAUUUGGGGAGACAAGUAAACAUUUUAUUUGUUUUAUUAUGAACUACAAAUGAUUUUGAUACAAAUGAGAUAUUGGCCUAGUGGUUAUAGACUUAUGGUUGACAGGUUGAGGGCUUAUAUAAGUAAAAUAUUUAAAUUUUCAAAUUGCCAAUAAUAAUUCCGGCCCAACUUUGCUCCGUUAUUUGUAUAUUGGUAUUUGGUAGUACUAGUCCAAAGACGGUAUUGUGUAACAAGUGAAGAGAUAGUUUCAAAAUCAAUAUUGUGCUAUAUUUUUCUUUAUGGAGAAGCAAAAAGAUUGAAGAUGCUAAGCUUGCGAGCAAUUUGUUGUCUAUUCCCUCUCUUUCAUAUUUGCCGCCUAGAUAACCUCCCUCAGCGACGGCGCCGGCGCCGCCCCGACCACCUCCCCCUUCCCCUUAAACCACCAUCCCUCCACCCUAAAACCCCACGAAACA